AUGGAAAGAACUGAAUUAAAUUCAUAGAUUGCAUAUUUCAAAUAAGAGAAGCUAGAUUUACAAAAGAAAGUGGAAGAUUAUUAAAAAUUAAAGGAGGAUUUGAUAGUUAAGACUUUUGAAAUAAAAGGAUUGUAAAAAGAUUUAGAAUUCGCUAAUAGUCGAGGAAGUCAAACUAAGGAUGAAAUAAAUCGAGAAUUAGAUUUCUCAAAAUAAUAAAUAAAGAAAUUGGAGUAACAAUUAGAGGAAGUAAAGACAAAAAAUCAAGAAUUGGAAGUAGAAAAGGUAAAAUAAGAAAUGAAACUUCAUAUUGAUUCUUAAUAGAUAGAAAAAUUGAAUGAAUUAUAAUCAUAAAAUACUCAAUUAGAGAAAAGAAUAACUGAAUACAAGGCGCAAGUGGUAAGUUUAAAUGAUCAAGUGAGAUUAUUGUAAAAUAGAUAAUAAGAAGAGAUGAGAAGUUCUAUAAAGGGAACCGAUUUUGCAUCAGCAGAAAAGAUUCAAGGUUAUGAAUUAUAAAUAACCAAAUUAAAUGCUGAACUUAGGUCAAGCCAAUAAUCAUUUAAUGAGAGUUAAUAAUGUCUAUCUGCAGCAAAGAAGCAAUGUUUUGAUAGUGAAAAGAAAAUAAUGGAAUUGGAGAAGAGUGUGGAAAGUCUUACAUAUUUAUUAAAGGAGAAGGAUAGAGGAAUAAAGGAGAGAGAGUAAACUAUAAAACAAUUAACUGGGGAAUUGGAAGAAACAAAGAAGGAUAUGAUGAUAUAUUAAAAGAAUUUAAGCAAUUUCAAAUAGAUCGCCUAAUAAGCAGAUCCAAAAAAAGUGUUAGAGAUCGAUAGUGAGGCAUUAAAAGUAGAAGAAAAGUUAAAGUUGAGAGAAGAGUAAAGAAAUAGAGAACAAAGACGAUAAGAAUAGUAAAGGUAAGAGGAACUGCAAGGUAGAUAAGAAAAAUUAAGAUAGGAAUAAUAAUAAUAUUCGGAUUUGAUGUAGAAAGGUAAAGAACAAAGGCAAAAAACAGCAUAAUUUUUGAAGAAAUAGAUGUUGGAAAGUCAUGGAAAGAUUGAAGUUUGCUUUUUGAUCGAUGUAACAGGAUCAAUGGAUCCAUAUAAAGAGUAGGCAAUGAAAUGUAUUAAGGAGAGUAUGAAAAACAUCAAAAUAAAGACAAACAGGGAUGCUUUAUGGGCAACUGUAGCAUAUUAAGAUUUUGGAGAAUUGAAAUAAUUGGGAGGAUUAUACAAAUAAUUAAAUUUCACUCCAAAUCCUAAAGAAAUAGAAGAAUAUUUGUAAGAGAUUCCUUGUGCUGGAGGUGGAGACGCAGCAGAAGAUAUUAGAGGAGGCAUAAUGCAAAUGAUUAAGAAUUUGCAUUGGAGUAAAACAUUCAAAAUUGCUCUUUUGAUUUGUGAUGCUCCUACUCAUGGUAAGAGAUAUAAUGGUGGAGUGAGCGAUAGAUACCCAAAUGAAGAUAUUGAAGAUGCUAUUAAUUUACUUAUAGAUAAUAACAUUUUAUUUGUUGCUAUCCUAUUUAAUAAAGUGACAUUACCAAUGUUUGAAGAAAUAAAGAAGAUGUAUCAACGUGCAGAUAGAGAGGAAUUAUUAUUAUUUGCAGAUUUAGAAAACACAGAAUAAGGCAGAAUUUGGUAGGAGCUUGUUGAUUUGGUCUCUUAAGCAUCAUAAAGAGCAACUCAAACAAAUAAUAAAGGAACUAGAUCAAAAAAUAACUAGGCGAAUAAAAGAUCCUAAUCUGGUGCUAUGGAAGCACUUUGCAAGUAAAUUAAGGAUCCAUUUUAAUUUGAUAAAUUACCUGGAGUUAGCAUUAUUCCAGCUAAGUUUGGUGUUUUUCGAGUUGAAUUGAAGUAGGAUUCAUUUGAAGCCAACAUAGAAAACCUUAAGAGACUUGAUAUAAAUAGGGAUUAUAGCGUUUAUUAAGAAGGGUAAUGGGAUUGCAUUAGAACUGAGAAAUUCUUUGCUUAAGGUUAAAUGAAACAGGUGUUUUUGAUGAAAAGACAGAACAAUUAAAAUGAGUUAUAUGUGAUAAAAAUGCCGAUUGGAGAUUUAACAUACUCCAGUCAAGAAUAAGCUGUUGUAGAAUGCAGAUCUCAUCUAAUUUCAAAAUGCUUAAUGAAAAAGUUUAUUAGGGAAUUAUAGGAUGCAAGAGAUAAAAGUGAUAGAUCCAUUAAGAUUCCUGAAGUGUAAUAUUCAGACUUUUUGAUUUUGAAGGAUUUGGAAAGAUCAAAUUCAUUUUGGAUUGCAGAAAGAUACUUCACUGGUGAAUUCGUUAAGUAUAAUAAUAAUUAUGGUUUUAUUUCAGAUGAAAACCUAGAUAUCAAUCAUUUAGCUUAGGCAUAUACCUAUUAUACAUAUUUCAUUUCCAAUUUCAAUUAUAUGGUUAAUGAUGUUCAAGGAGUUGGAAAUUACUUUACAGAUCCUGCCUUAAAUACAAAAGAUAGUAAUUUUGAUGAGACUGAUAUGGGAAUUGAUGGGUAAUCAAUGUAUAUGGUCAGUUAUGAAGGAAAAAAACAUAUGGGAAGAAAGUACUUAGAUUUACUAGGUAUACCAUCGCCAUGA
Messenger RNA from Paramecium tetraurelia, 2553 nucleotides. RefSeq lists its product as uncharacterized. Gene Ontology annotation, cellular component: cytoplasm. NCBI's taxonomy places the organism in Eukaryota, Ciliophora, Oligohymenophorea, Peniculida, Parameciidae. Gene Ontology annotation, biological process: peptidyl-threonine phosphorylation. The transcript has 6 exons. The record is from RefSeq and is a predicted model, not a curated record. Gene Ontology annotation, molecular function: ATP binding; protein serine/threonine kinase activity.